AUGUUUAAAGCCCAGCGCCAGUCGGCUCUGGAACAGGUCCGAUGGAAACCCGAGCAUUCUGGUGGCCUCAGCGUCAUCGAAACAACCGAUGAAGAAACACCAAAGCUUCGGCAUAGUGGUCUUAAAGACGCAGAGGUUCAAACUUGGGUUCUGCAGAAUUCCUGUCUACCAGGAGUUCCACCACCAAAGACAAAAUCUGGGGGCUUUCGGCUCCUUCUGUGCGAGAGAUCGAAAUUACCGCUUGAUGCCGUCGAUUGUCGCCCGGCAUCGUCCCGUGAUUUGUACAUGAGCCGAGACUCUUUUGCCCUUAUUGAGCAGGCUUUCCGCUUGAGCGACACAACGGCCCAGGAUUUGUUUUUCUCGAACGGAGGGUAUUCUCGCUUCACCGAGCGCGACAGUAGCACCGCCAAGAUCAAGUACCUCAAGGUGGCUAUACAAGCGCGGCGAAAACUGGAAGUGGGCGACUGCGUCCUGUCUGUUUGUCACUGCUGUGAGACGGGCUGGACUUAUGGCUUCCUCUGCGGCGAGGGCGUGGUCGAGUCAAACAAACGUUUUGGUGAAGUAGCUCUCGCGUCUGUGAUGUUGAACCUCCUCCGCCCAUGCCUCCAUCUGAGAUCCCAUGUUCUGCUGCUGCCGGCCAUGCUACUGAAAAUCUACAGCAUGCGCAUUGUGUCUUUCAUGUACAAGCAGCUCAGCCGGCUGAACGAUCUGGAAGACGAGAUUGGCGUGACUAAUGCUGGGCGAUGCGAGGUAAAGCGGUCCCUCGAGCAUUGGCCUCAUGAUGUCGAUAUCAAGGACACUACACUCGGACUGCAUUCAGCAGGCGCUGAGCUCUUCUAUUUGAACCAAACCUCCUGCUGGACUCAUGAGUGUCUCAAGUUCCUUUGUCAGCUCUCAGCGGACUGCUCCGACUACCCCAACACAAGUCCCGCAACAUGUCUCGAAGUACAGCAGGCCAUUGAACAUGAGAUUGUCAGAACGCAGUGGGUAGGCCGCACCCUCGCCACAGGCAAAGAAAGGACCCAAGCACAGCUCAGCGUUCUUUACUCUGCAGCGAGCCAGAAAGAAAAUGCCAUAUCCAUCAAGUACAGCCGAAUGGCCCAAGAACAGAACGAGAACUCCCGCAAAGAAGUCCAUCUGAACACGCGCAUCGCCACAUCCACCAAACAGGACAGCAUCGCAAUGACCGCCUUCACCUUCAUCGCUGCGCUGUUUCUCCCGGGCACGUAUACUUCCUCGCUCUUCAGCAUGGGCAUGUUCGACUGGUUACCCUCGAAUGCGGCAAAGUGCUACGCCUACUGGUGCAUUACAGUCCCAAUGACGGCCGUAGUCAUGGCCGGAUGGUUCACGUGGUACAAGAGAGCAGAUCAAGCAUUCCAGCGGGAGAUGGAACACCGCCUUGGUGGCGGCGACGACGGUGAGAAGAAGCCGCCGGCGGACGGUGGACUGCAAGCCCGCACGGAAAUUCAUACAACAGCGAAGAUCACAUGGCGCCCCAAGCACAAAUGA
This is a messenger RNA of Cladophialophora psammophila CBS 110553, 1509 nucleotides long. RefSeq lists its product as uncharacterized. Lineage: Eukaryota; Fungi; Ascomycota; Eurotiomycetes; Chaetothyriales; Herpotrichiellaceae. The record is from RefSeq and is a predicted model, not a curated record. The coding region runs from base 1 to 1509 and encodes 502 amino acids. The transcript has 2 exons.